This is a messenger RNA of Phoenix dactylifera (date palm), 268 nucleotides long. The record is from RefSeq and is a predicted model, not a curated record. NCBI's taxonomy places the organism in Eukaryota, Viridiplantae, Streptophyta, Magnoliopsida, Arecales, Arecaceae.
UCGAAUGGCGAGUGUGACAGGAAGCUGGAGCGACCGCGCAAGAAAUCCGCCGAUCCCUCCUAAUUCCGGUAGUGGAGUUUGCAUGAUGAAUACAUCAUGGAGGGAUAACCAGCAUCCAUCCUUCAUUCUCUUCAUUUCAUCCUUCCUUAGUGCAAAUUCAUACCGUCUAAACUUCCUACCCAUAGCCCCUGAUUUCAUAUUCAACAAUGGCGGACUGUCGGUUGCUUUUAUUUUCGUAAUGAAUUGGGACUCUGAUAACGGAUCUGCU